Panicum hallii is the source of this 801-nucleotide messenger RNA. Its product is annotated as auxin-responsive protein SAUR71-like. The record is from RefSeq and is a predicted model, not a curated record. The transcript has a single exon. Bases 145 to 444 code for a protein of 99 amino acids. Gene Ontology annotation, biological process: response to auxin. Lineage: Eukaryota; Viridiplantae; Streptophyta; Magnoliopsida; Poales; Poaceae.
CAACACAAUUCACUAGCAUGCAGAUCAAAACCUGAAAACAUCACGCACCAGCCUAGCUAGCUAGCUGCGUAUCUGCACCAGCGACCGUACGUCGUCUGCUGCAGCUGGCCGAUCAUAGGAUCGAUCGACACGCCGGCGCCGACGAUGAGGGAGCUGAUGCGGCGCCUGAGCUUCUCGGACCGCGUGAGCGACGGCAGCGGCGGCGUGCCCCGCGGGUGCGUGCCGGUGCUGGUGUGCGACGGCGGCGGCGGCGAGGGCGAGCGGUUCGUGGUGCGCGUGGAGGCGCUGCGGCACCCGUCGUUCGCGGCGCUGCUGGAGAUGGCGGCGCAGGAGUUCGGGUACAAGCAGGAGGGCGUCCUCCGGGUCCCCUGCGACGUCCGCCAUUUCAAGGACGUCCUCGCCGCCGUCUCCGUCUCCGUCUCCUCGCCGCGCUCCAGGAACUGAUCCCUAAAAUUAUUACUCUGGCGUUGAUCGGAUCUCCUCCUUUAAUUAAGGGAGGCAUCGGAUCUGGAUUGAGAGCCUGAUAACCUGUUAAUUACGCAUUAGCGUAGUGCUAAUGAUGGUUGGGAUACCAAGGAUCACUUGACUUACUUUAUUUCUUCUUCUUCUUCUUCUUCGUCGUCGUCGUCGUGGUGUUAAUUAUUUGGUUUCUUGGUUCGGGCAAGAUCGACGACGGAGAGGAUUUGCUAGCUAGCAUCAUAGCAUGCAUCAGCGCAUUGCAGUGCGCGUGUAAUUAAGGUAGGCCUCCUGUCGAUGUUCAGUGGAAAUAAUGGAUCGGUCUGCACAUAUGCUUCUCUUACA